AUGGGUAUGAAAAGUCACGUGCUUCAUCUCAAGGUGUGGGUUUUGGUGGCAAUCAUUCUUGGAAUUUUGAUACUUGUUGUUCUUUGGCUGCUAUGGUGUUCUGUUGCACUCAAGAUCAAAUCCAGGAAAAGGGUGGAUCGCAUUACCCAGAUUCGUGAUGUUUAUUCGAGAGAAAUAAGAGUAGUAGACCACAAUUCAUCAAUUGUUGACAAUGAUGUGGAGUUGCACUUGCAGGGAAAGAAAGAUUGGGAUGAAUUAGUUUUGGUAGAUUCCAAGGAUAUUCAAUCAGCAGCUUGUCUCGAAAAAAAGGGUGGUUCAUCGGCGGCAUUUAAUAACAAUAAGCCCUAUCUGAGUUCAGCAGCUUCACCUCUACCAGGUCUUACUGAGCUGUCACAGCUUGAUUGGGGACAUUGGUUUACUCUGAGGGAUCUUCAAACUGCAACCAACAACUUCUCAAAGGAUAAUGUUAUUGGAGAGGGCGGCUAUGGAAUUGUUUAUCGUGGCCAACUCGUAAAUGGUACAACUGUGGCUGUUAAAAGGCUCCUAAAUAACUUAGGACAGGCAGGCAAGGAAUUUAGAGUGGAAGUAGAGGCUAUUGGUCAUGUGCGGCAUAAAAACUUGGUUCGACUUCUGGGCUAUUGUAUUGAAGGCACCCACAGGGUGUUGGUGUAUGAGUAUGUAAACAAUGGAAAUCUGGAGCAAUGGCUCCAUGGAGGAGAUCAAAUUCAAAUGUUCCUAACAUGGGAGGGCCGUAUGAAGAUUCUGCUUGGAACUGCCAAGGCGCUUGCAUAUCUGCACGAUGCAAUAGAGCCAAAAGUCGUGCAUAGAGAUAUAAAGACAAGCAACAUACUAGUUGACAGAGAUUUCAAUGCAAAGAUUUCUGAUUUUGGACUAGCGAAAUUGAUGGGUGCUGGAGAGAGUCAUAUUAUAACAAGAGUAAUGGGAACAUUUGGAUAUGUAGCUCCAGAAUAUGCAAGCAGUGGCAUCCUCAAUGAGAAGACUGACGUUUAUAGCUUCGGUGUUGUCCUUUUGGAAGCUAUAACCGCCCGGGGUCCAGUUGAUGACAAUACUGGAAAUCUGGUUGAGUGGGUAAAGAUGAUGGUUGCAGCAAAACGGUGUGACCAAUUGUUGGACGCAAAUAUGGAGAUGAGGCCAUCCACAUCUUCCCUUAAAAGAGCUCUUUUGACAGCACUAAGGUGCGUCGACCCAAACUCUCAACAGAGACCUACUAUGAACCAAGUUGUCCGAAUGCUCGACUCUCAUGAAUAUCCAUUCAUACCAAGACAGCCUCGUACAAGACACUGAUUAUACAGUAAUAACAUUGUAACAAAUAUACAACUAGUAAUGUACAAUGUUUCAUCCAAUAUUCCUCACAAUCAAUUCAAAGUACUUUUACAAGAAUCAACAAAACAACCAGGUCCACAAAAGAA
Messenger RNA from Erythranthe guttata (spotted monkey flower), 1430 nucleotides. Its product is annotated as putative receptor-like protein kinase At5g18500. The record is from RefSeq and is a predicted model, not a curated record. Gene Ontology annotation, molecular function: protein kinase activity; ATP binding. NCBI's taxonomy places the organism in Eukaryota, Viridiplantae, Streptophyta, Magnoliopsida, Lamiales, Phrymaceae. Gene Ontology annotation, biological process: protein phosphorylation.